AUGACGGCGACGACGAGUGCCCCCGUCCCGCGGCUGCGACGCAGGCUGGAGCGGCUGGCUCAGCCCAACUACCGGCACGACAGCAGGAGGAACAAGUCCGUGGCCAAGCCCAACCUGAGCGUGGGGCCGGACCCCAUCUGGCCCAUCCCCAAGGCGGCCCUGCGCGCCCAGCCGACGCCGCACGUUUCCAGGCUGUCCAUCGCGCCCUCCAGGAAGCUGGACAUGCACGCCGACACCAGCCGGUCGCGCGCCGCGCACUCCUGCGGCAGCGUGACGUCGCGCGUGAGCGCGCGCCUCGAGGCGUUGUCCAAGCCGCGGCUGCCGUUCGUGUGA
Thrips palmi is the source of this 333-nucleotide messenger RNA. RefSeq lists its product as uncharacterized. NCBI's taxonomy places the organism in Eukaryota, Metazoa, Arthropoda, Insecta, Thysanoptera, Thripidae. The transcript is spliced from 4 exons. The coding region runs from base 1 to 333 and encodes 110 amino acids. The record is from RefSeq and is a predicted model, not a curated record.